ACCUUUUGUUGUGAGAGAUUGGAGAUUUGAGAUAUCUAAAUUAGAUCGGACGGUCGGAAGUGGGGGGAUUUGAAGCUUACUAAGAAACGCCCUUCGGCAUGCUAACCCAGCUCGGGAAGACCUCUGUUUCGUUGAAGUUUCAGGGGCUCAAGUCAACUGCGCAAGUCGUUGUUUAGGGUAGGUAGUCAAGGUCUCUGAAACCUUUGCUCUCUUUCAUCCCUCACAAGUUUUCUGGGAUUCACACACCUACAUCUCCAUCUCCAUCGAUCGAUUAAGAAAGAACAGGGAGAAAGAGUUAAUUGAGCAAUGGAGCGGAACUGGCCUUCGUUUCUGGCAGUGGCCGCACUUUCCCUAGCUGCAUUUUCCGUGAUUUCCCGGCGUCAGAAGAAGAGCUCCACCUCCCACCAACCCUCCACCGACUCCGACUCCGACCGCGCCUCAUCCUCCUCUACCUCCGAUUCUUCUACGCGGGCUCCUCUUCCAGCUGGAAAUUACGAGGUUUUCCUGAGCUUCAGAGGCCCCGACGUGCGAACAACUUUUGCCGAUUCUCUCUACCACUUCCUGGCCCAUUCCAAGAUUCGCGCCUUCUACGAUGACGAACAGCUCCGAAAGGGCGAGGAGAUUGCUCCGUCCCUCGUCCAGGCUAUUCACGAAUCCAAAAUCUACAUCCCAAUCCUUUCCCAAGGCUAUGCUUCCAGCAAAUGGUGCCUCGAAGAGCUCUCUCUCAUGGUCAAAUCCUUGAAUCAAAACCCAGGCCACAUCUUGCUGCCCAUUUUCUACUUCAUGGAGCCUAGGGAUGUUCGGCACCAAGAGGGUUCUUACAGGCGAGCAUUUCGACAGCACAGUCGGGAAUAUGAUGCAGAGACAGUCAGGGAAUGGAAGGAAGCUCUCCGAGUGGUCGGCCAAAUGAAAGGAUGGCGUGUCACUGAAUCCGACGGACAAGGAGCAGUGAUAGAUAAGGUUUUCUCCCAAGUGUGGUCACAUCUGAUGGGAGAUUACACAUUAGUGACUGAUGAGUUGAUUGGUGUUGAAUCUCAGGUAAGGGAAGUGAUUGAUUUACUGGACUUGGACUCUAAGGGUCUGAAAAUUGUUGGGAUUCACGGUAUGGGUGGUAUUGGCAAGACCGCCAUCAGCAAAGCUGUCUUCAACGAGGUAUCUUCAUGGUUUGAACGUUCUUGCUUUCUGGAAGAUAUCCGAGAAACAUUGUUGGAGAAUGAUGGUGUUGUUACUUUGCAAAACAAGAUAAUUUCUAGUAUUCUGAGGCAUGAUAGUCAUGUUAAAGAUACUAGCGAAGGGAUCCACAUAAUUAGAGAUAAAGUUUGCAAGUACAAGGUUUUCAUUGUUCUAGAUGAUAUAGAUGGGAGGUUUGAGUUCGAAAAAAUCUUUGGAAAAUUACGAGAUUUCUCCACGGGAAGUCGAUUUAUUAUGACGACAAGAGACAAAAGGGUUUUAGAGUUCUUUGAAGAAUGUAGGUUAUUUGAAGCUAAAGAAAUGAGUUACACCAACUCUUUUCAACUUUUUCGAAGACAUGCGUUUCGGACGGAUGAUCCUCAAGAAGAAAAAGCAGCUCUUGGCAGGGAAUUUGUAAAAGUUGCUGCAGGACUUCCUUUUAGCUAUAAAGGUUGUAGGAUCACUUUUGUUUCGUAAAGAGAAAAAAGUUUGGGAAGAAAAGUUGGAGGAAUUAAGGGAAAGACCUAGCACGGGUGUGUAUGAAAUUUUGAAAAUAAGUUAUAAUGAUUUAAGCCCCACAGAAAAGGAAAUCUUUUUAGAUAUUGCUUGUUUUUUUAUUGGAGAAACCAAAACAUCACCAUUUUAUAUGUGGAGUGAUUGUAAGUUUUAUCCAGAAAGUGGUGUUAGCAAUCUUAUUCUUAAAUCCUUGAUAAAAGUUGACAUGAGAAAUCGGUUCUGGAUGCAUGACCACAUCAGAGACCUUGGUCGAGCUAUUGUUCGUGAAGAAAAUAGUCAACAACCAUGGAAACGCAGUAGGAUAUGGUCCAACGAGGAUGCAUUGAAUAUGUUAGAAAAUGGACAGGGAAAUGACAAGGUGGAAGUUCUUAGAAUCAACACGAUAGAUCGAGAUUAUCUGAAGUUGACAGAAAAAGAAUUCAGGAAUUUAUCCGGGAUAAGGUUUCUUCAAGUGACGAAUGAGAGAAUGACUGGAGAUUUCAGUAACAUACUUCCAAAUGUACGAUGGCUUAAAUUGGAUCAUUGUGGUUCAAUACCAUAUGAUAUUAACGUGAAGAAAGUGGUAAUUCUUGAUAUAGUUCGAUCCUGCAUAAGAGAUGAUUGGAGAGGCUGGAAAAGAGUCAAGGAGGGUAUGAAGCUGAAGGUCGUAAAUCUAUGGGGGUGCAAUGAAUUGGUGAAAGCUCCCGACUUGUCCUCCUGUGGCAGACUUGAGGUAAUAAAAUUUGAGCACUGUACUGAGAUGAGAGGGGAAAUGCACAUCAGUAGUUUCAAUAAUUUAAUACUGCUGAGGCUCGUGGGUAGCAAGAUAACAAAGCUGAAAGGUGACAUUGGGAUGAUUAAAGAUCUGAAAGAGAUUGAUACUUCCAAUUUGAAAGAAUUGCCAGCCGGUAUUGGUAAUCUAAGCUCUCUGGAAAUCUUGAGUUUGAGGUCAUCAUCUCCGGUGGAAGUACCUGCACUCCCGACAAGUUUAAAGAAACUGGCCCAUUCGUCCCCCAAGGUUCCAAAUCUGUUGGAGCUCAAGGAGUUGGAGGAGCUAUGCUUUCAGUAUUGUUUGGCUGAAAUUCCUGGAGAUAUAUGGCUUCACCUAACCAAGUUGAAGAGCUUGAUGAUAAACUAUUCCCAUAUCAGAAGUCUACUGCUGCAGGUGGAGUCAGCUGCAGAGGGUAGUAGCACUCUCCCAUCCUCUCUCAGCAGCCUUGUUGUGCUUGCUUGUUCGAAAUUGGAGACGCUACCGAAUCUUGCAAAUCUGAGUAAUUUGACCGAGCUAAGACUUCAGUGUUUUCUGGUAGAUGAGAUACGAGGCCUUGGACAGCUGAGAAAUUUGAAAGAAUUUACUAUACUUGAUGCCCGAUACCUGAAAAGUCUCGACGGUCUACAGAAUUUGGUGCUCCUGCAACGGCUUACUGUGAGCAAUUGUGAUGCUCUGGAUAAACUGCCCAGUCUCUGCAACUUGACCAAGUUAGACGCAUUAGCGGUUCUUGAUUGCCGGGUCCUGUUUGAAAUCCAAGGUUUGGAUGCAUCAAUGGGAGAGUCUUCCUUAACAGAUCUGGAAAUAAGGAGUUGUCCCAAAUUGAGAGACUUUGCAUCACCAGAUACAGGACUACUACGUAUUUCUUCUUUCAGCAACCUCAAGGAGUUAACUGUUAUGGAAUCUCCUCCAGUUGGUCCUUUACAUACUGCAUCUGUGCCACGAAUCCGAAUCCUAGAUCUCUCUGGUCUUGGUAAUCUAAAAGUCAUAAAGAUUUGUUUUUGCCAUCAAUUGACCGAGAUUAUGGGGUUUAACACACUGCAGUCGUUAGAAGAGCUAAAUAUUUUAAGUUGCCCCUCCAUUCAGAAGCUGCCGAAUCUAUAUGCCCUCCAGAAUUUGAAGAAAUUAACAAUUCGGGAUGCCACACAGUUGAUCGAGCUUGAAGAGCUCAACGGGAAUUCGUUGCAAGUGCUCAAACUAUCCCAGUGCUCAUCAAUUCUCAAGUUACCAGAUCUGCCUGGUCUCACGAGUUUGAUAGAUUUGACUAUAAGACAAUGCACAGAACUGUCAGAAGUCACGGGGCUAGAAAGACUGGAGUCAUUGGUAUCACUAAAGUUGAUUGAUUGUGCAUCAAUUGUGAGGUUGCCUGAUCUGUCAGAACUGAAGCAUCUGAAAGCGUUAGACAUCAGCGGGUGCACACAAUUGGCGGAGAUAAUGGGGUUAGAGAGUUUGGAAUUGUUACAAGUGCUAGAGAUGUCGAGGUGCAAGUCAAUUGACAAGUUGCCUGAUCUAUCUCGUCUUGAGCAUCUGAGGAUAUUGAAUAUUACGGAAUGCACAGAGCUGACAGAGGUCAUGGGAGUUGAGAGAUUGGAAUCGCUGGAAGUACUAUUGAUGUCAGGGUGCAAGUCAAUCAAGGAGCUGCCGGAUAUAUCUGGUCUAAAGAAUCUGAAGAAGUUGGAUGUAAGGGAAUGCAGCCAGUUGACCAGAGUCACUGGCCUCUACAAUUUAAAUUCUUUGCAGGUGCUUGGCCUGCAAGAUUCCACGUCGGCGUCGGGGUCCAUGGAUCCAUUUGCCUCACUCUGA
Molecule: messenger RNA, 4237 nt
Organism: Linum tenue
Lineage: Eukaryota; Viridiplantae; Streptophyta; Magnoliopsida; Malpighiales; Linaceae
Source: the annotation of a GenBank genome assembly